GCUUCGCCAAAAGCUAAUUACAAGAAGAACAUGCGAAUCGUAAAGGCGCGUAUUCGUCACGUUAUAUAAGAUUAGGCUUACAAGCAAAACGUGCGCAUGUGCGAUUCGUUACAGAAGAAUGCGAAAACAGCAAGUCGAAUCGAGGUGUAUUAUACACUUUCUCAAUCUAUGACGACUGGUUCACCAUUCGGCUGAGUCUGGGUCCGAGGCCGCGUGUGCGACCUAGACGUACUCACGAACGGUCUCACGUCGCAUUCGUCCGACAUCCGUGUCCGCCGAUCGUUUUCCUCUCGCAGAUAUUAUUCCUAUUCCUUUGAUCACAAUGGAACCGAGCAAAGACGAUAGUACCGAUGUGCCAGACAGGAUAAUCGAGACUUUCGCUGGUCGCAAGAUUAUGGUAACAGGUGGCACGGGAUUCUUAGGAAAAGUGAUGCUCGAGAAAUUUCUGCGAUGCCUGCCUGAAAUAGCGCAAAUUUACAUGCUCAUCAGACUGAAGAAGGGCAAAGAUCCUAAACAACGAUUGCUCGAGAUACUCGAUUCUCCGCUUUUCGAAAAAGUCAAAGCUGAAAGGGGGUUAUUAGCGCUUCAAAAAGCAAUAACGGUCGUAAGCGGAGACGUAUCACAGCCAGGACUCGGAUUAUCCCCGGAGGAUAGAAAAAUGCUCUGUGAGAAUGUCGAAAUCGUGUAUCACGGAGCAGCUACCGUCAGAUUCGAUGAAUUGUUAAAGAAAGCCGUACUGCUAAAUGCACGUGGUACAAAACAGAUGAUAGAACUGGCUAAGGAAAUGAAGAAUUUACUUUUGUUUGUUCAUAUCAGCACGGCAUAUUGCCAUCUGGAAGAAAAGAUUUUAUACGAGAAAACCUAUCCUCCGCCAGCGGAUCCUCAUAAAAUAAUUAAAUGCGUCGAAUGGAUGGAUGAUGAUGUAGUCGAGGCUAUGACUGAUAAGAUUUUGGGCACGCUACCUAAUACGUACGCUUUCACAAAAGCCUUAGCAGAAGGUCUCGUCGAAGAAUCUAUGCCAUAUAUACCAUCGAUGAUUUUGAGGCCAAGUGUAGUUAUUCCUAUCUGGAAGGAUCCGCUUCCCGGUUGGACGGACAAUAUUAAUGGGCCAACCGGUCUCUUGAUCGGUGCUGGGAAGGGAGUAAUCAGAACGAUGUACUGUAAUGAAAAUGGUUACGCCGAUUAUCUUCCGGCCGAUAUCGCGAUCAAUGCUAUUCUUCUUUGCACGUGCAAUUUUAUUUAUUUCAAGGAUGAUCAACGGGUUUAUAAUCUUACAAGUAGUAGCGAAUUCAAGGUUCCCUGGACAGAAAUAAUAAAACUUGGUCGAGAAAUAACGCAACGAGUACCUCUAAAUGGAAUCUUGUGGUAUCCAGGUGGCAGUAUGAAGAAAUCACGACUUCUACAUAAUAUCUGUGUCAUAUUGUUUCAUUUGAUUCCGGCUUAUAUUAUUGACACACUUCUCUUUUUGUUGGGCUACAAACCAAUUCUGUGUCGUGUACAACGCCGUAUAAAUAAAGGUUUCGAGGUCUUCGAAUAUUAUGCCAAUAGACAAUGGGACUUUGAUAAUUCAUCUGUUCUCUCUGCGAGAAAAAGAAUGAAUAGCUUAGAAUAUAAUAAAUAUCAAGUACACGGCGAUGACAUGGACAAAGGCGAGUACUUUGAAGCUUGCAUCCGAGCUGCAAGAAUUUACAUAUUAAAGGAAACUCCAGAUACUCUACCAGCCGCUCGCCGACAUUUGAGAGUUAUGUAUUGGGUGGAUGUAUUUACAAAAUUCUUUCUCUUCUUGCUCCUUAUAUAUGUAUUGGCAUCCUGGAGUGAAAGUUUUAAAACACUGCUCACAGAUAGUGUAACAUAUAUUACAAAAAUGUUAAUGGAGUAAUGUUUUACGAUUUAAUUAAAUCAAGAACUCUUUUUUUACCUAUUGCAUACAAAGAUUAUAUCUAUUAUAUUGAUCAAAUUAAAUUAUCAUUUAAUAUCAAUGAAACGAUUAAAUAUAUAACUUCACAGCAUAUGCAAACUACAGUUGUGUUCCUUAGAUAUGAACAAAAUAAAAAGUGAAUAAAGACAUUAUUUACAUCA
Messenger RNA from Camponotus floridanus (Florida carpenter ant), 2079 nucleotides. Its product is annotated as putative fatty acyl-CoA reductase CG5065. Gene Ontology annotation, biological process: long-chain fatty-acyl-CoA metabolic process. The record is from RefSeq and is a predicted model, not a curated record. The coding region runs from base 323 to 1879 and encodes 518 amino acids. The transcript is spliced from 9 exons. Gene Ontology annotation, molecular function: alcohol-forming very long-chain fatty acyl-CoA reductase (NADP+) activity. NCBI's taxonomy places the organism in Eukaryota, Metazoa, Arthropoda, Insecta, Hymenoptera, Formicidae. Gene Ontology annotation, cellular component: peroxisome.